Messenger RNA from Pogoniulus pusillus (Red-fronted tinkerbird), 1446 nucleotides. RefSeq names its product INO80 complex subunit B (gene INO80B). Gene Ontology annotation, biological process: chromatin remodeling. Bases 124 to 1137 code for a protein of 337 amino acids. Gene Ontology annotation, cellular component: Ino80 complex. Lineage: Eukaryota; Metazoa; Chordata; Aves; Piciformes; Lybiidae. The transcript is spliced from 5 exons. The record is from RefSeq and is a predicted model, not a curated record.
UGGCGCCGGCGCCGCCGCUCUCCGCCCGCUCCCCUUUGGGCGCUUUCCGCUGCGCCGGGCGGAAGUGGGUCGGUGCCGAAUUGGUUCCCCCGCAAGGCGGGACUCCGGCACCUGCGGCGCCGGAUGAGUAAGGCCUGGCGGCGCGGCAGGAUGGAGGGCGGCGAGCACGGGGAGGAGGCCGAGGCGGGCGGUGGACAUGGCUCUCACAAGAAGAAGCACAAGAAGCACAAGAAGAAGCACAAGAAGAAGCAUCACCACCAAGAGGCGGCCGGACUGCCGCCCCCCGCGGUCCCCGAGCCCUCUGCUAGCCUGCGCAAGCCCCAGCUUAAGCUCAAGAUCAAACUGGGGGGACAGGUCCUGGGUACCAAGAGCGUCCCGACUUUCACUGUGGUCCCCGAGGCCCCACGCUCACCCUCCCCGCUGAUGGUGGUGGACGAGGAGGAGCCCACUGAAGGGGUGCCCAUUGAGCAGUACCGGGCCUGGCUGGAUGAGGACAGCAAUCUGGACCCCUCACCCCUACCUGAUCUGGACUCAGAGAGCUGCUUUCCAGCCCGUGAGGAAGAAAUGGAGGAGGAAGAGCGCUGGCUUGAUGCCCUGGAGAAGGGCGAGCUGGAUGACAAUGGGGAGCUCAAGAAGGAGGUGGAUGAGUCCCUGCUGACUGCCCGGCAGAAAGCGCUCCUGCACAAGCAGCAGAGUCAGCCACUGCUGGAGUUACCCAUGGGCUACAAGGCGAAGGAGCUGACAGAGGAGAUGCUGGUGAAGCGGGAGGAGAGAGCCCGCAAACGGCGGCUGCAGGCAGCCAAGAAAGCUGAAGAGAACAAGAACCAGACCAUCGAGCGCCUGACCAAAACCAACAAGGCCAAGGUGAAGACGCUGCGGGAGCGCAAGUCCAAACAGCCUCCCUGCCCGGUUGUCCACUACUGCAACGCCAUCGACCACAUCACCGUCUCUUUCCCAGCUGGCAUGGCCCUGCCGUUGCUGCCUGCCCCACCUCCCCCCGCCAUGCCCACACCUAUCCUCUGUGCUGUUGCCGGCUGCUCCAACAUGAAACGCUACUCCUGCUCACGCACUGGCCGGCCCCUCUGCAGCCUGGCCUGCUAUCGGAGGAACCUCCAGCUGCAGGAAGCAGCUGCCUAGGCUGAGCAGGUCAAUGGGGAGGGCCAUGGACCCUCCGAGAUGGACAGAGUGGGGCUGUGCCUGCACAGCGGGGACUGGGAGCAGGGGGUAGGCCAGUCUCUCCAGCAUCCACAGAUAGGGGUUGAGACUGUGGGGCAAGGACUGAAGCAGCCGUGAUGGGGGCUGUGGUGGGGGCCUGGCUCGCCCGGAAAGGACAGAGGUGCGCAGAGACUGAGGGGUUCCCGGGGCAGUGGGAGGGUUGCUGCGGGCGGGUCCCAGGGCUGGUCCCACAGUAGUGUUUGAGCUAAUUAAAGGUUAUUGCCGAAUGAA